Messenger RNA from Cornus florida, 2544 nucleotides. RefSeq names its product magnesium-chelatase subunit ChlI, chloroplastic-like. Lineage: Eukaryota; Viridiplantae; Streptophyta; Magnoliopsida; Cornales; Cornaceae. Bases 346 to 1377 code for a protein of 343 amino acids. Gene Ontology annotation, biological process: chlorophyll biosynthetic process. The transcript has 10 exons. Gene Ontology annotation, molecular function: ATP binding. The record is from RefSeq and is a predicted model, not a curated record. Gene Ontology annotation, cellular component: chloroplast stroma.
CCUAUGCGGAAGUCCCGCAGCUUCCUACCAUAGACUGGAGUCCUGCAGAUCAUAUGCCAUUAUGCCGAAGUUUGAUAAAGCAGUGACAAAGGGGACUUCAAUGGAAAUCUAUCCUCUUAUCCGAAACCAAACAAGCAAACCAGUAGAAAGAAACAAGUAGACUGUAGUUUUGAAGCUCAAAAAGUGUAAAAACACACACUUUGCACUUCAAGAACACAACUUUGGCUAUGGCCGGAGUACUCGGAACUUCUUCUGCAGCAAUCUUGGCCCCUCGAUCCCUUUCUUCUCCCACCUCCAAAUCCCCCAUUCACUCUCUCUCUCUAACUCCAGGGCAGAAGAAGUUCUAUGGAGGAAUUGGAAUUCCACUCAAGAAUGGGAGGUCUCAGUUCCGUGUUUCAAUUACCAAUGUUGCCACUAAGAUCAGUCCUGCUCAAGAACAGGGGUGCAGGGAAGUCCACAACUGUUAGGUCAUUGGUAGAUUUACUGCCGGAAAUUAAGGUAGUUGCCAGUGAUCCAUUUAACUCUGAUCCUGAAGAUCCAGAAUCCAUGGGCGUGGAAGUCAGAGAGAAAAUUAUGAACGGUGAGGAACUGCAGGUUAUGAUGACCAAAAUCAAGAUGGUUGACUUGCCAUUGGGUGCUACAGAAGAUAGAGUCUGUGGGACAAUUGACAUAGAAAAGGCCCUUACAGAGGGUGUCAAGGCAUUUGAGCCUGGCCUUCUUGCCAAAGCCAAUAGGGGAAUUUUAUAUGUGGAUGAAGUCAAUCUUUUGGAUGAUCAUUUGGUAGAUGUUCUUUUGGAUUCUGCUGCGUCAGGAUGGAACACCGUAGAAAGAGAGGGAAUUUCAAUUUCACAUCCAGCUCGAUUUAUUCUUAUUGGCUCAGGAAAUCCUGAGGAAGGGGAGCUAAGGGCCCGUUUGGCAUGCGCCCUAAGGCCACAGCUCCUCGAUCGGUUUGGAAUGCAUGCACAAGUGGGGACUGUAAGGGAUGCUGAGUUGAGAGUGAAGAUUGUGGAGGAGAGAAGUCGGUUUGAUAAAAAUCCAAAGGAAUUUAGAGAUUCUUAUGAGGCAGAGCAAGAAAAGCUCCAGCAGCAAAUCACUUCAGCUAGGAGCACUCUUUCUUCUGUUCAGAUGGAUCAUGAUCUGCGCGUGAAGAUCUCCAAGGUUUGUUCGGAGCUGAAUGUUGACGGGUUGAGAGGUGAUAUAGUGACAAAUAGGGCAGCAAAAGCUUUGGCUACUCUAAAAGGCAGGGAUAUAGUAACUGCAGAGGAUAUUGCAACUGUAAUUCCCAACUGCUUGAGGCACCGUCUUCGGAAGGAUCCCUUGGAAUCUAUCGACUCUGGUUUACUUGUCAUUGAGAAAUUUUAUGAGCUGUUUAGCUGAAUGAGAGUACAAACAUGCUCUUUUGGUAAAGAUUGCAUCUGUGAGGGAAGUAGUCCUGGGUGCCCCAUUAAGAGUAGUUCUAAAAACAUCUUGCUUCAAGGACUGUUGCUCCGGAUAUGGAUAGGCUUGUUCCUCUAAAGAGCCUAAAGAGUCUUUUUUCCUUGUUCCCCAGAAUGUAUGUUAUUCCGGCUACUCAUCUGUGUAUAUUUUCAUUGGAUCAGUAGAAGCGAGUCUACUUGAAAGGCAGCUGAGUAACAUAUUGCAAUUGUUUAUGGCAGGUAGAUAAAGUGACUGGUUUUUCCUAUGAGAUUCAAGGAUUCCAUAGAUACUGUUCUUGCAACUUCUUUCUUACUGGAAUUUGUGGAAGCAAGGCGUACAGCUGGACUUAGCAAUUCCCCUUCCUGCUCGUGGUCUCCUCUCCUCCUCUAGAACUGAAGGGAGUUCCUGUUGAAGCAAUACAUGCAAAUGCGGGAUUUGUUACUUUUGUCAUUUUCCCACGCCAUGUAGAAGGAAAAAAACUGGACAGAACUGUUUGGAUUUUAUCAACAUUCCAUGCAUAUGUUAGCUAUCAUGUCAAGUGUUCAGAAGGUUUCAUGCACACUUGAAUGAGACGUCACAUGGAAUCAUUAAUACAGAAGAUUCCUAAAGGAUGUUGUUUAUGCCUAGAUUUGCGAUCUCGAGAAACUACAUUGUCAAUUUCAAUCUUGUUAAGGCUAGGAUUACUGGGUGAAACUGAGGCAACAUGGACACGUGGGAUUGAAUCAUGAUGUAAAAUGCUUGAGACAAUGUAUUCUAUACAUGAUACCACUGAGACUCGGGCAUUGAUGUUGUAAGGUUGCUUCAUGAUUAUUUUGAAAGAAGUUGUGGACCUCAGGCAAAGUAAAGGUGCAAGGAUGACAGGCAUGUUCGAAUUGGCAUUUGGAAACAUCCAGAUAUUGAGUUUGCUUGACUUAAAGCACAUUGCGGCAGAGACUGAAUGUUGCAUGCUUGAAGCUGCUGAAAAUGACCAAGUGAAAUUGGUCCUCCGUCGAGAGGGAGUUGAGUUGGGCUUGAUAGUUUGAUAGUUUGAUCUUCAGCUGAGGCUUGACAAUGUUUAAUGUUGGACCGCAGAAGGCUGUAUUUUUUAGCUUCUGACAACCUUUUUAUAGAUUAUUAAGUUUCACACUA